ACAAAAAAUGCAGUAGGGGAUUAGUCUCGCUCACACACGCACUCUCUCAGUCUUUCUCUCUCUUUCUCUCUCACACACAUACACACACACACACACACUCUCUCUCUCUCUCACAUACACACAUACACUCUGUGUGUGUGGGAUUAAGAACAGGGAGAGUACAAAUCAGGGCAACUCGUUCACGUGUUUGUUUUUACACGACACUUUGACACACAUGUGAUGGGAACACGGUCUAAAAUUGUAGUCGAUAUCUAAUCGCACUUAUCCUCUGAUCUGAUCGCUGUCAUCCUCUGAUCUGAUCGCUGUUAUCCUCUCAUCUCAUCCUGUUCAAAAUCAGCGCCAUGGCCGGGGUUCCGCAACUGACUAAAAUCGCACUUUCCCUGAGGUCCACUCCGGAUGAUGGGCCUGUGUUCUUUAAGGUGGACGGGACGAGAUUUGGCCAGAACCGAACCAUAAAAUUGCUCACUGGCACUAAAUAUAAAAUAGAGGUAACCGUCAAGCCCGGCGCGCUCGAGGCUAGAUCUAUGAGUGUUGGUGGGGUCACAUUUCCUUUGGAGCAGAAGUCCAGAGAUCCUCAGGCGGUAGUGUACUCGGCGAUGUAUGACACUGAAGGGGUGGCACACACCAAAAGCGGAGAGCGGCAACCCGUCCAAGUGAGCAUUCACUUUAUGGCAGCUUGCCUCUUUGAGACUACGUGGCAGAUAAAAUUCUACAACCACAACAAGAGAGACCACUGCCAGUGGGGCAACAGCUUCCGCAGCAUCGAGUACGAGUGCAAACCUAAUGAGUCCCACGGCAUGAUGACGAUCAGUAAGGAAACCUUUCUGUAAGACAACGUUUGUGUGAUGCAAAUUAAACCUUGAGGACCAAGAAAGCAAAUUCUGCUUGCCAAUCACAUAACUAGCAAUGAAGUGUAGGUACAUGCACAUAUCUGUUAUAAUCUGUAUCCAUAUAUCGUCCCUAAUAGUAUAUACACAUAUUCAUUAUAAACUAGGUCUCUGUACAAACAGUAUCAUAUGAACAGUUCAUGUCUUCUAGAUCCUCUAUAACAUUACGCCAUUAUGUGGAGAUGCCAUGAUUCUGACUGGGAUUUAGCUGUUUAUAUUAUUUAAGACUUUUAACUAUAUUUGUUGUUAUUUUGAUGUUUGUCCAUUUUGUGUUCUGUGAUCUCUAGACCUGAGACAUAGUGUUUUCAGUCAGAAAGCGAUAAUCAGAGUGGUGUUCAUCCAUAACACAACACAACAGCAUACUAUGCAUGUCAAAUAUUGCACUAAAGCACAUAAUUUCAAACAGAUAAUUGUUAUUGUGCUUAUCAUCAUGUAUAUCAGUGGUUCUAAAACAUUUUCUAGCUCCUUUAACUGUAAAAUAAAUCUUUUCUGGCCUACUCAGUGUGUAUUUUUCCAUGGACAGUAUUUUUAAAAAUAUUUUGCAUCCAUAUUUUGCAUCUUUUCCAGACAUUUCCACUAAUAAACAGUGAGCUGACUUUGGUGCUUGGAGCUCUAAAAAUAAUAUCUGCUGCAACAAAAUUUUAAAAAUAUCACAGAUCCCCAGGCUAUGCCUCGUACACCUCUAAAGGUCCUGAAAUUUAUUUUAAGAAUGACAUGUUAUGCAAAAAAAUGACUUACAGUACAGCAGCAGAGCAGGUUGCAUUGCUGC
This is a messenger RNA of Hemibagrus wyckioides, 1656 nucleotides long. RefSeq names its product cannabinoid receptor interacting protein 1b (gene cnrip1b). Bases 342 to 830 code for a protein of 162 amino acids. Gene Ontology annotation, molecular function: type 1 cannabinoid receptor binding. Lineage: Eukaryota; Metazoa; Chordata; Actinopteri; Siluriformes; Bagridae. The transcript is spliced from 3 exons. The record is from RefSeq and is a predicted model, not a curated record. Gene Ontology annotation, biological process: negative regulation of signaling receptor activity. Gene Ontology annotation, cellular component: plasma membrane.